Molecule: messenger RNA, 1842 nt
Organism: Erinaceus europaeus (western European hedgehog)
Lineage: Eukaryota; Metazoa; Chordata; Mammalia; Eulipotyphla; Erinaceidae
Product: uricase
Exons: 8
Coding region: 77-1009 (310 amino acids)
Biological process (GO): purine nucleobase catabolic process; urate catabolic process
Cellular component (GO): peroxisome
Molecular function (GO): urate oxidase activity
Source: RefSeq, a predicted model, not a curated record
GGAUACUAUGAAAAUGAAGUUGCCACUGACUGGAGGUCAGCAGUACGCUGCUGGAUUCAGAUGAACUUAAACCAUCAUGGAGCCCCGAAGGCCAGAUUGUAGAGAGUCCCCACAAGAACUCCUUAAAAACGAUGAGGUGGAGUUUGUCCGAACUGGCUACGGGAAGGAUGUGGUAAAAGUUCUCCAUAUUCAACGCGAUGGAAAAUACCACAGUAUUAAACAGGUGACAACUUCAGUGCAGCUUACGCUGAGUUCCAAAAAGGAUUACCUGUAUGGAGACAAUUCAGACAUCAUCCCGACAGACACUAUCAAGAACACAGUUCAUGUUUUGGCAAAGCUGAAAGGGGUCAAAAGCAUAGAAGUCUUUGCUAUGACUAUCUGCGAGCAUUUCCUUUCAUCUUUUAGCCAUGUCAUCAGAGCUCAAGUCUAUGUGGAAGAAGUCCCUUGGAAGCGUUUUGAAAAGAACGGAGUUAAGCAUGUCCAUGCGUUCAUUUACACUCCCACUGGAACACACUUCUGUGAGGUCGAACAAAUGAGGAGUGGACCUCCAGUUAUUCAUUCUGGAAUCAAAGACCUCAAGGUCUUGAAAACAACCCAGUCUGGCUUUGAGGGAUUUAUCAAGGACCAGUUCACCACCCUCCCUGAAGUGAAGGACCGCUGUUUUGCCACCCAAGUGUUCUGCAAGUGGCGCUACCAGAUCAGAGAUGUGGACUUUGAUACCACCUGGGCCACUGUUCGGGACAUUAUCCUGUCAAAAUUUGCUGGCCCCUAUGACAAGGGAGAGUACUCACCUUCUGUCCAGAAGACGCUCUAUGACAUUCAGGUGCUCUGCCUGAGCCAGGUUCCUGAGAUAGAAGAUAUGGAAAUCAGCCUGCCAAAUAUUCACUACUUCAACAUAGACAUGUCCAAAAUGGGAUUGAUCAACAAGGAAGAGGUCUUGCUACCACUGGAUAAUCCAUAUGGUAAAAUUACCGGUACAGUCAAGAGGAAGCUGCCUUCAAGACUGUGAGAUAGCUGUCAUCAGCUGGAGCCCAUUCUCAGCUGAGGAAUUUAAGCCAAUCAUGAUGGAAAAUAUAAUAUGUAACCAUGCAGAUUUCAACCUAGUAUGUUGAUGCUAUUAAUUUCCUUUCUCCUACCCCUAGCUUCGCAAAGUGCUUUGAAUAGUAAUUAUAGUAUGCUUGGGUAGAUAAAACUUAUUUCACAGAUGCUGAAUAGUUUUAGAGCUCACAUGAAUCAGUAUUUCUUUUUAGUUAUCUUGUGUCUUUCUCUCUUAGAGAAACUGUCACAUUAAUUCACUACUAAUCAUGAAUUAAUGGAGGUGACAUAUUGAUUAACGAGUCCAUAAGUUUAAGAAGCAUUAUUACUUUCAUUUUACUGGUGUUUCUGGGUAAUUCAGAAAAUGCAGUGGCAAAAUGAUGUUUUGUAAAAUACCUCCACUGUGACUUCUAUUAAGCCAAAAAUUUGAAAUUUGUGAGAAUGCUGUAGCAUUUGUAUAACUGGGACUUUAUUUCUGCUCUAAUAGUACUUUUGAAAUCUGCAUAUCCUGGUUUUGCUACUUUUAUGAUCCUCAGAGAAUUAGAUCCCUGAAAAGACAUGGAAAUUGUUUAUUUGACUAAUGCAUCAUAUGUACAAAAAGUCACAUGUAAUGAAUGCUAAAUGAACACACAGGUCAGUAUACGUAUAGAAAGAGCAGGGAGUAAAUGUAUGACAAGAUCAGCAAUGAUGAUUUCUGGAUGCUGGGAUUAUGAGUGAUCUGUAUCUCUUGCCAUAUGAUUUUCUAAAUCUUCUAAAUAUGAGCAUUUAUUACUUUUGUAAUCAGAGAAAUAAAUAUAUUAAAAUGUA